Messenger RNA from Orycteropus afer afer, 1767 nucleotides. The record is from RefSeq and is a predicted model, not a curated record. NCBI's taxonomy places the organism in Eukaryota, Metazoa, Chordata, Mammalia, Tubulidentata, Orycteropodidae.
GGUCGCUCUGCUGUGGUUUCUGGUAGCAGCAGGAUGAGCUGUGUGGCCCGCUCUGGGGGAGCCAGCGGAGGGGCCUGUGGGUUCCAGAGUGGAGCAGGCGGCUUUGGCAGCCGCAGCCUCUACAACCUGGGUGGCAAUAAGAGCAUCUCCAUCAGUGUGGCAGCUGGUGGUUCGCGGGCUGGUGGCUUUGGUGGACGUAGCAUCUGUGGGGGUGGCUAUGGAAGUGGCUUUGGGGGUGGCUAUGGAGGUGGCUUUGGUGGUGGUUUUGGUGGUGGCAGAGGAGUAGGAGGUGGCUUUGGAGGAGCUGGUGGUUUUGGAGGAGCUGGUGGCUUUGGAGGAGCUGGUGGUUUUGGAGGAGCUGGUGGUUUUGGAGGAGCUGGUGGUUUUGGUGGCCCUGGUGGCUUUGGUGGUCCUGGUGGCUUUCCUGGAGGAAUCCAAGAAGUGACUGUCAACCAGAGCCUCCUGAAGCCCCUCAAUGUGGAAAUCGAUCCCCAGAUUGGGCAAGUAAAGGCCCAGGAGCGGGAGCAGAUCAAGACCCUCAACAACAAGUUUGCUUCCUUCAUUGACAAGGUGCGGUUCCUGGAGCAACAGAACAAGGUCCUGGAGACCAAGUGGAACCUCCUUCAGCAGCAGGGCACAAAUUCCAUCACUGGUACCAACAACCUUGAGCCCCUUUUUGAGAGCUACAUCAACUCCCUGAAGAGCUACCUGGACAACAUCCUUGGGGAGAGAGGCCGCUUAGACUCAGAGCUAAGGAACAUGCAGGACCUGGUGGAGGACUUCAAAAGGAAAUAUGAGGAGGAAAUCAAUAAACGUACAGCUGCUGAGAAUGACUUUGUAACCCUGAAGAAGGAUGUGGACACUGCUUACAUGAGCAAAGUGGAGCUUCAGGCCAAGGUGGAUGCCCUGACAGAUGAGAUCAACUUCCUGAGGACCCUUUAUGAUGCGGAGCUGUCCCAGAUGCAGAGCCAUGUCAGUGACACAUCUGUGGUGCUGUCCAUGGACAACAACCGCUUUCUGGACCUGGAUAGUAUCAUUGCUGAGGUUAAGGCCCAGUAUGAGGACAUCGCUCAAAGGAGCAAAGCUGAGGCUGAGGCCUUGUACCAGACCAAGUUGGGAGAGUUGCAGACCACAGCUGGCAGACAUGGUGAUGACCUAAAGAACACCAAAAGUGAGAUCAUGGAGCUCAACAGGAUGAUCCAGAGGCUGCGAGCAGAGAUUGAGAACAUCAAGAAGCAGAAUGCUAACCUCCAGUCAGCCAUUGCGGAAGCUGAGCAGCGUGGGGAGAUGGCUCUCAAGGAUGCCAAUGCCAAGCUCCAAGACCUGCAGGCUGCCCUGCAGCAGGCUAAGGAUGAUCUAGCCCGGCUGCUGCGUGACUACCAGGAGCUCAUGAAUGUCAAGCUGGCCCUGGAUGUGGAGAUUGCCACCUACCGCAAGCUGCUGGAGGGCGAGGAAUGCAGGAUGUCUGGAGAGUGUGAGAGUGCUGUGAGCAUCUGUAACAACAGCAGUACGACUUCAGUCUCAGCUGGUGGUUAUGGAGGCGGCUACGGAGGUGGCUUUGGCGUAGGAGGAGGCUCCGGCAGCUGCUUUGGCAGAGGAGGAGGCAGUGGAUUCGGGGGCUGUAGUGGUUUUGGCGGGGGCAGCGGCUUUGGCUCUGGCUCUGGCUCUGGAGGUCGCUGUGGGGUCAGUGGCGGAGGCUUCAGCUCUAGCAGCAACCGGGGCGGCAGCAGCAUCAAGUUCUCGCCCUCCCAGCGCAGCGGCAGAUAA